AUGGCAACCGAACGGCUUAGUCCCCACUCUCGCACGGAAAGGGACCUUAAUUGGAGGCCAAAAUGUCCGCGCGCUGUGGUGGCGGUGCAAACCGUACCAGUACGGUUUGCACCGCCACCAUCGCCUUGUAUGCCUAACCUCACUCAACGCAUCCGUUCAGGUUUCUCGGGGGAAGAACCGCACAACGCACGUCCGCUGAAGGUUCUCGAAUUGCAUCCUGAUUUGAUUGCUUCUUGUUCUUCUCUACCGUGCCUCUACGAACGAUUAUACGCAUACGAUUCGCACGAUUCGUCGGAAACUAAUGUUCAAACUCGCCUCCCUCCAUCAGAGAAGGAAAAAGACGAAGAUGAAAUGCAGGUAGAGGUGCAAGAGGUAGAGGGUUUGAGCGUAGAGGGACAAGAGGUAGAAGGUUUGAGCGUAGAGGAGCAAGAGGUAGAGGGUUUGAGCGUAGAGGGACAAGAGGUGGAAGGUUUGGGCAGAGAGGGACAAGAUGUGGAAGGUUUGGGCGUAGAGGGGCAAGCGGUGGAGCAUUUGAGCGUAGAGGAGCAAGGGGUGGAAGUUUCGGGCAGGAAUGAUCACGACGAAGAGAAACAGGGACCAAAACCGCCCAAGAAUGAAAAAGUCCUGGAAUACCCUUUUAAUACUCUCGGCUGUGUUCAAAUAUUCGAGAAGGACGUCGCUCGACUACGACCAGGAAGGUUUCUCAACGAUGUUAUCGUUGAGUUUGGACUGAGGUUAUGGUACAGGGAGCUCGAGGAAAAGAGCUCCUUGUUGUCCCAGCAAAUACAUAUCUGCAACACCUUCUUUUUUCAAAAACUGACAGAGGAGGGUUACAAGGGGGUGGCAAAAUGGACCAGGAACGUCGAUAUAUUCAGCAAGACAUACAUCGUUGUUCCUAUAAAUGUCAAGUACUUAUCUCCAAACAAAAUCUCGAUUUAUUUCUCACCACCUCCGUUGACCAGGAUCUUUAUUCUCGACUCUCUCGGUCAUGCGAAUGAUCAAGUAGUGGAUUCUCUCGGAAAAUACCUGAAGAGCGAAGUGGUUGACAAGAAGAAUAUGAGUAGAGACUCACUUACUGAACCGACAGGGGUGGUCAUGCAGGUUCCGCAGCAAACUAAUGGGUGCGACUGCGGCAUCUUUCUUUUACAUUACGUUCGCACAUUCUUCAAGAACGUUGCCUACAUUCAAGAUAUGGUCAUCAAUCGACCUGGACUUUGGGAUAUUGGUGGUAUCGGCGAACACCGCAAGAAACUAGCAGAUCGUAUCAGGGAGCUCUCCAAGGAAUGGAAAAAGAGGAAAGGUAUUGGGAGAUGA
Marasmius oreades (fairy-ring Marasmius) is the source of this 1314-nucleotide messenger RNA. RefSeq lists its product as uncharacterized. Gene Ontology annotation, biological process: protein desumoylation. Gene Ontology annotation, molecular function: SUMO-specific endopeptidase activity. Bases 1 to 1314 code for a protein of 437 amino acids. Gene Ontology annotation, cellular component: nucleus; cytoplasm. The transcript has 6 exons. NCBI's taxonomy places the organism in Eukaryota, Fungi, Basidiomycota, Agaricomycetes, Agaricales, Marasmiaceae. The record is from RefSeq and is a predicted model, not a curated record.